Molecule: messenger RNA, 1317 nt
Organism: Budorcas taxicolor (takin)
Lineage: Eukaryota; Metazoa; Chordata; Mammalia; Artiodactyla; Bovidae
Gene: IQCG
Product: IQ motif containing G
Exons: 10
Coding region: 1-1317 (438 amino acids)
Biological process (GO): sperm axoneme assembly; cilium organization
Cellular component (GO): sperm flagellum; cytoplasm
Molecular function (GO): protein binding
Source: RefSeq, a predicted model, not a curated record
AUGGAAGAAGGUCAACUGGAAGCCUCAAAUCUUCCUCCAGAAGAUUGGCCUUCUGAAGUGACGGUGUCAGUGACAGGAGAACCACCUAAUACUUCUGUAGAAGAAAAGGAAGAAACAGACAAAGAAGCAGUCAUAGAAAUCAGCCCAGAAAUCAUGAAGCCGCUAUCCAUUCUAGACGUGCUGAGGAUCUCUGCAGUUCUGGAGGACACCACAGACCAGCUCUCCAUUCUAAACUAUAUCAUGCCAGUUCAGUAUGAAAAAAGACAAAGCAUCAGCAUGCUGGAUAACAAAGAAAUGCAUUCAGAAGGAAGAAGCUCAGAAAAAGUUCCACUGGCAUCAGAACCCUCAAAAAUAUCCAGUCCACUGGUACAUAAAGAAGAACCCAAGUUGCCAGAAAUCAGACAAGGGGGCCAGUUUAACAAAGUGCAAGAUCUUAUCUUCAAAAAACCCACAAGGCAGACCAUAAUGAACACAGAGACACUGAAGAAAAUUCAGAUUGAUAGGCAAUUUUUGAGUGAUGUAAUUACAGAAACUAUGGAGGAGUUGCAAGAAGAAGGCACUUUCACCAAUCUCCUGAAAGCUUUGGGCAAAGAGAGGGAAAGCAAAAUGCAUUUCUAUGAUAUCAUUGCCAGGGAGGAAAAUGGAAGAAAGAAGAUAAAAUCUCUUCAAAAACAGUUGCUUAAUGUCAAAAAAGAAAGGCAAGUUGAAGUACAGAAUCGGAAUGAAUAUAUUGCUCACCUCAAGGAUCAGUUGCAAGAGAUGAAGGCAAAAACCAACAUGGAGAAUCAUUAUAUGAAGAGAAACACAGAACUGCAGAUUUCCCAGACCCAGAAAAAAUGCAGCAAAACAGAAGAGCUCUUGCUGGAAGAGAUUGAGAAACUGCGGCUGAAAACUGAAGGAGAGAACCGGAUUCAUGCUGAGAUUGAACUGUUCCUUAGAAAGGAGCAGCAGAAGCUUGAGGAGAAGCUAGAGUUCUGGAUGGAGAAAUUUGAUAAGGACACAGAAAUGAAACAGAAUGAACUAAAUGCCCUCAAAUCUGCUAAGGCCAGUGACUUAGCACACCUUCAAGAACUUGCAAAGACGAUAAGGGAAUAUGAACAAGUCAUCAUUGAAGAUCGUAUAGAAAAGGAGAAGACCCGGAAGAAGAGAGAACAGGAUGACUUGGAAUUGAGGAGCAUCAUAAAGCUCCAGGCCUGGUGGCGAGGCACUGUGGUGCGGAGAGAAAUUGGUGGUUUCAAAAUGCCUAAGGACAAAGAUGACAGCAAGGAUGUAAAAGGCAAAGGCAAAGAGAAGGACAAGAGAAGAGGCAAGAAGUGA